CGGGAAACUAUCCCUUGGUUCACUUUUUCUCUCUUCAGAACGGCUCCGGUGAUGAUGCUUCGUUGCUCACCGCUGCUCGCCUCAGUUCUUCUGUUGUUUACGAUCCGCCAGGAGCGGAGGCCGCUGCGGGCCGGAAUAUAGCAGGCAGUGCGAAUGAAGGUACAAUACGCGGAGUAGGAGGGCCGCGACAUCGUGGAGCUUCUAGUAGCUCUGACUCCCUCGUGGAGAGGAAAAUUGCGUCGAAAAGCCCGGGGUUCGAACCAUCAACGCCGGCGCCGUUCACUCCCGCGUCGCGAUUAGAGGAACAUGCUCAGGUGGGUGCAGCAGCGGCAGCAGCGAGUGAUUCAACCGCAACGUCAUCGAAAAAAAACUCUCCUCCGGGGCGAAAUGAAGAGCGUGUACUUCUGCCGCCGCCAGAGGUGGACCAACUGGUGGCUAAGGCAACAGAUAAAAAUCCACAUUUGGAACAUCAUGUUGCUGAUGAAGACGAUGAAGAUGCUGAGCCGCCUGCGCUUGGCUCCGGCAACAUCCACGACAUCCCCGGUGAUGUCGCGCAGAGACAAGACUUCAAGGAGCGAGCGCUUUUGGCGGCCGAGACUGCGUUUUUCGACAACUGCUUCGACGGGACCGCGGGCGCGCUGA
Amoebophrya sp. A120 is the source of this 642-nucleotide messenger RNA. The record is from the annotation of a GenBank genome assembly. Lineage: Eukaryota; Dinophyceae; Syndiniales; Amoebophryaceae.